This is a messenger RNA of Pediculus humanus corporis (human body louse), 252 nucleotides long. RefSeq lists its product as uncharacterized. The transcript is spliced from 2 exons. Lineage: Eukaryota; Metazoa; Arthropoda; Insecta; Psocodea; Pediculidae. The record is from RefSeq and is a predicted model, not a curated record. Bases 1 to 252 code for a protein of 83 amino acids.
AUGAGGGGGAUAAGGAGGAGGGGAAAAAAAUGGAAAAUUUCUUUUGAAGUCGAUUCGAAUCUCAAGACUGUAACACAUUCGGAUCACAUGAUUGCGUGGCAACACGCCUCUCUCAUUCUCUUCCACACGAAUUUUGGAAUCAACUUCGUACUUUACUGCGUGAGUGGACAGAAUUUCAGAAAAGCUUUGGCGGGCCUCUGCUGUCCGAGAAGGCAAAGAACAAACGAAACGACAAGAGUGACAGGCAAGUGA